Molecule: messenger RNA, 12864 nt
Organism: Tinamus guttatus (white-throated tinamou)
Lineage: Eukaryota; Metazoa; Chordata; Aves; Tinamiformes; Tinamidae
Source: RefSeq, a predicted model, not a curated record
AUGGGCAAUGCUCCUGCUUUCUUUCAGAAACUGUACAAGCUUGCCAUGGAGGAAGAGAAGAAGAAGGGUCACGACCUGCGAGCAGAUUCCAUUCCUAUCAAGGCUGCAAAAGCUUCCAGAGAUAUAGCAAGUGAUUACAAGUACAAGGAAGGUUACCGGAAGCAGCUUGGCCACCAUAUUGGAGCGCGCAACAUACAGGACGACCCGAAGAUGAUGUGGUCCAUGCACGUAGCCAAGGUCCAGAGUGACCGGGAGUACAAGAAGGCCUUUGAGAAGACCAAGACCCACUUCAGCAGCCCAGUGGACAUGCUGGGAAUUGUGUUGGCAAAGAAAUGCCAGGAGCUGGUCAGCGAUGUGGAUUACCGCCACUAUCUGCAUCAGUGGACUUGUCUGCCAGACCAGAAUGAUGUUAUCCAUGCUAAGAAGGCCUACGAUCUACAGAGUGAUAAUUAUUACAAGUCAGACCUUGAAUGGUUGCGGGGCAUUGGCUGGGUGCCCAUUGGUUCCUUGGAUGUUGUAAAAGCCAAGAAAGCAGCAGAGAUCUUGAGUGACAAAGUAUACCGUCAGCCUCCCGACACCAUUAAGUUCACUAGUGUCACUGAUUCCCUGGAGAUGGUCUUAGCCAAGCAUAAUGCAGAGACAAUGAAUAAGCGUUUAUACACUGAGGCCUGGGAUAAAGACAAGACACAGAUCCACAUAAUGCCUGACACACCUGAAAUCACGCUGGCCAAACAGAACAUGCUAAACUACAGUGAGAAAUUUUAUAAACAUGCCAUGGAAGAAGCAAAAAAGAAAGGCCAUGACUUGCGAGGAGAUGCCAUCCCCAUUCAAGCUGCCAAAGCAUCAAGAGAAAUUGCCAGUGAUUACAAGUACAAGGAAGGUUAUCGCAAGCAGCUUGGCCACCAUAUUGGAGCGCGCAACAUACAGGAUGACCCGAAGAUGAUGUGGUCCAUGCACGUAGCCAAGGUCCAGAGUGACCGGGAGUACAAGAAGGCCUUUGAGAAGACCAAGACCCACUUCAGCAGCCCAGUGGACAUGCUGGGAAUUGUGUUGGCAAAGAAAUGCCAGGAGCUGGUCAGCGAUGUGGAUUACCGCCACUAUCUGCAUCAGUGGACUUGUCUGCCAGACCAGAAUGAUGUUAUCCAUGCUAAGAAGGCCUACGAUCUACAGAGUGAUAAUUAUUACAAGUCAGACCUUGAAUGGUUGCGAGGCAUUGGCUGGGUGCCCAUUGGUUCCUUGAAUGUUGUAAAAGCCAAGAAAGCAGCAGAGAUCUUGAGUGACAAAGUAUACCGUCAGCCUCCCGACACCAUUAAGUUCACUAGUGUCACUGAUUCCCUGGAGAUGGUCUUAGCCAAGCAUAAUGCAGAGACAAUGAAUAAGCGUUUAUACACUGAAGCGUGGAAUAAAGAUAAGACUGUGAUUCAUGUUAUGCCUGACACACCAGAAAUCCUACUGUCUAAGCAAAACCAAAUACACUACAGUCAGAAAAUGUACAGACUGGCUUUGGAGGAAUCAAAGAAGAAGGGUCAUGACUUGCGUUUUGAUGCUAUUCCUAUCCAAGCUGCCAAAGCAUCCAGAGAGAUUGCCAGUGAUUACAAGUACAAGGAAGGUUACCGGAAGCAGCUUGGCCACCAUAUUGGAGCGCGCAACAUACAGGACGACCCGAAGAUGAUGUGGUCCAUGCACGUAGCCAAGGUCCAGAGUGACCGGGAGUACAAGAAGGCCUUUGAGAAGACCAAGACCCACUUCAGCAGCCCAGUGGACAUGCUGGGAAUUGUGUUGGCAAAGAAAUGCCAGGAGCUGGUCAGCGAUGUGGAUUACCGCCACUAUCUGCAUCAGUGGAUCUGUCUGCCAGACCAGAAUGAUGUUAUCCAUGCUAAGAAGGCCUAUGAUCUACAGAGUGAUGCUGUUUACAAAUCAGACCUUGAAUGGCUAAGGGGAAUUGGAUGGGUUCCUAUCGGUUCCGUGGACAUCGAGAAAGUCAAGAAAGCUGGAGAAAUCCUGAGUGAAAGGAAGUAUCGUCAGCCACCGGACCAGAUUAAAUUUACUAGUGUGACAGAUUCUUUGGCUAUGGUCUUAGCUAAGCAUAAUGCUGAGAUAAUAAACAAGCGAUUAUACACGGAAGCCUGGGAUGCUGACAAAACCUCAAUUCACAUCACGCCUGAUACACCAGAAUUUCUGUUGGCAAGGGCCAAUGCAGCUAAUAUUAGCCAUAAACAUUAUACACAAGCCUGGGAUGAAGCCAAAAAGAAGGGUUAUGAUAUGAGAGCUGAUGCAAUUCCGAUCCGAAGUGCAAAGGCAUCAAGAGAUAUUGCAAGUGAUUACAAGUACAAGGAAACGCAUGAGAAGCAGAAGGGGCACUACAUUGGGUGCCGCACUGCAAAGGAGGACCCCAAGCUGUCGUGGGCUGCACGCGUGAUGCAACUGCAGAACGACCGAAUCUACCGCAAGGCCUACAACGAUUCCAAGUCCCACGUGCACAUUCCAGUGGACAUGAUGUCCUUGCAGGCAGCCAAGGAAGGGCAGGCACUAGUCAGUGAUGUCGACUACCGGCAUUACCUCCACCAGUGGACGUGUCUGCCCUCCCUGCGCCUGCUGUUCUUGCUGCAAUGGCUGUGACCCCUGGUUUGUUUGCAGAACGUGUACAAGUCCGACCUGGAGUGGUUGCGUGGCAUUGGCUGGCUGACCGAAGGAUCUGUGGACGUGCUCAAAGCCAAGAGAGCCCAGGAGCUCCUGAACGACAGGUUGUAUCGCACACGGCCGGACGCGUUGAAGUUCACCAGCGUUACGGACUCGCCAGAUGUUGUCCAGGCCAAGAUCAAUGCUCUGCAGCUCAGCCACCGCCUGUAUCGUGAGGCCUGGGACAAAGACAAGACGCAGAUUUGCUUGCCUUCCGACACACCUGACAUGCUGCAGUCCAGAGUCAACGCUCAGAACAUCAGCAACAAACACUAUCAGAGGGACUGGGACGAGGCCAAGGCGAAAGGCUAUGACCUAAGAGCUGACGCCAUUUCCAUCAAGCAUGCCAAGGCUUCCAGAGACAUCGCCAGUGAGUACAAGUACAAGGAAACGCAUGAGAAGCAGAAGGGGCACUACAUUGGGUGCCGCACUGCAAAGGAGGACCCCAAGCUGUCGUGGGCUGCGCGCGUGAUGCAGCUGCAGAACGACCGAAUCUACCGCAAGGCCUACAACGAUUCCAAGUCCCACGUGCACAUCCCAGUGGACAUGAUGUCCUUGCAGGCAGCCAAGGAAGGGCAGGCACUGGUCAGUGAUGUCGACUACCGGCAUUACCUCCACCAGUGGACGUGUCUGCCUGACCAGAAUGACGUGAUCCAUGCAAGGAAGGCCUAUGACCUGCAGAGCGAUAAACACUAUCAGAGGGACUGGGACGAGGCCAAGGCGAAAGGCUAUGACCUAAGAGCUGACGCCAUUUCCAUCAAGCAUGCCAAGGCUUCCAGAGACAUCGCCAGUGAGUACAAGUACAAGGAAACGCAUGAGAAGCAGAAGGGGCACUACAUUGGGUGCCGCACUGCAAAGGAGGACCCCAAGCUGUCGUGGGCUGCACGCGUGAUGCAGCUGCAGAACGACCGAAUCUACCGCAAGGCCUACAACGAUUCCAAGUCCCACGUGCACAUCCCAGUGGACAUGAUGUCCUUGCAGGCAGCCAAGGAAGGGCAGGCACUAGUCAGUGAUGUCGACUACCGGCAUUACCUCCACCAGUGGACGUGUCUGCCUGACCAGAAUGACGUGAUCCAUGCAAGGAAGGCCUACGACCUGCAGAGCGAUGCUAUCUAUAAGUCAGAUCUGGAAUGGCUCCGUGGAAUUGGUUGGUUGCCAAAUGAUUCUCCUGUUCUAAAGAGGGUGAAGCAUGCCCAUGAUCUCCUGAGCGACAAAGUCUACCGUACACCUAUAGACAGCGUGAAAUUCACCAGUGUUGUUGAUUCUCCAGAUGUUGUUCAAGCUAAAAUUAAUGCUGAACAACUCAGCAUUACAAAAUAUAAAGAAGCCUGGGAAAAGGACAAGACUAUGAUACGUAUGAUGGCAGACACCCCUGAAAUCAACCUAGCCAAGACUAAUGCUCUUCAUUAUAGCCAGAAACUGUACAAAGAAGCUUGGGAUGAAAUGAAGAUGAGUUACGAUUUGAGAGCAGAUGCAAUCCCAAUCAAGGCAGCCAAAGCUUCCAGAGAAAUCGCUAGUGAUUAUAAAUACAAACUGGAUCACGAGAAACAGAAAGGACAUUAUGUUGGAGUUCCGAACGCCAAAGCAGAUACAAAAAUAAAGUUUGCUCUUGGUAUAGGCAAGGUUCAGAGUGAACUGGAGUACAAGAAGCACUUUGCCAAAUGGAAGACACAGUGCCACCUGCCACCUGACAUGCUAUCCAUCCUGUCAGCCAAGCAUGGCCAGGCUUUAGUCAGCGAUGUUGAUUACCGUCAUUACUUGCAUCAGUGGAUCUGUCUCCCAGAUCAAAAUGAUGUCAUGCAUGCUAGGAAGGCCUACGAUCUUCAGAGUGAUGCUAUUUACAAAUCUGAUUUAGAAUGGCUGCGUGGAAUUGGAUGGUUGCCAAAUGACUCCGUUGGGCUCAACCAUGUCAAACAUGCUGGAGACCUCUUGAAUGAGAAAAAGUAUCGUACAAAAGCUGAAACUCUUCGUUUUACUCCCGUGGCUGACAGAGUUGAUUAUAUCACAGCAAAGAAUAGUGGUGAAAUUCUUAGUGAUAUUAAAUACCACAAAGAGUGGAAUCAGGUCAAGUCCAACUACACUUUGACCGAUACACCACAGCUAGAUAUGGCCCGAGAGGCAGCCAGACAUCUCAAUCAGCAUUUGUACAAGGAAAGUUGGGAAAAAGAAAAAGCCACUGGUUAUCUCUUACCUCCUGACACUGUGCAGAUAUGUCAUGCCAAGCACUCAAAUGAUGUCCAAAGCGAGCUUAAAUACAAAGCUGACUAUGUGAAACAAAGAGGUCACUAUGUUGGAGUUCCCACUAUGAGAGACGACCCCAAACUGGUGUGGUUUGAGCAUGCUGGCGAGAUCCAGAAUGACAGAUUGUACAAAUCAAAUUAUCACAAAACUAAAUCCAAAAUCCACAUUCCUGCGGACAUGAUGUCAGUUACGGCAGCCAAAGAAUGUCAGACCUUGGUCAGCGAUGUCGAUUACCGCCAAUACCUGCAUCAAUGGACGUGUCAUCCUGACCAGAAUGACUGUAUUCAGGCAAGGAAGGCCUAUGAUCUGCAGAGUGAUAAUAUUUACAAAUCUGAUUUGGAAUGGCUCCGAGGCUGUGGUUGGAUUCCCCUGGAUUCGGUGGAACACAAGAAAGUUAAGCAUGCACAAAAAUUGAUCAACAAGAGAGCAUAUACAAAAGAAGCCCUUGACAACUUCUCCAAAUACACAAGUGUGGUUGACACUCCAGAGAUUGUUUUGGCACAGAUUAACUCUAUCAAUCAGAGUGAUCUAAAGUACAAAGAAACAUUUAAUCUGGAGAAAGGCCAGUACAUUGGAUCUGAUGAUACUCCUGAACUGAACCAUGCCAGAGACAUGUCCUUACUGUAUAGUGAUAAACUUUAUAAAAAUGCUUGGGAAAUCAGUAAACCCAUUGGAUAUACUUUGGAUGAGAAAUACAUUCCUCUUGUUGGAGCUAAGCAUGCAAAUUACAUUAAUAGUGAGCUUAAAUAUAAGGAAAUAUAUGAGAAGCUGAAGGGCCAUUACCUGGCUGGAAAGGAUAUUGGUGACUUCCCCAGUGUCAUUCACUCACUAGCAUUCCAGAAAAUGAGGAGUGCGUUGGCAUACAGAAAGAAUUAUGAAGAUACCAAAAAAAAUGUCCAUAUUCCAAGUGACAUGAUGAAUCAUGUGCUAGCUAAAAAAUGCCAAUAUAUUCUCAGUGAUCUAGAAUACCGAACCUACUUUCAUCACUGGAAUUGUUCACCCGAAGAACACGAUGUUAUUCAAGCCAGAAGGGCCCAGGAGAUUCUGAGUGAUGUGAUAUAUAAAGAUGACUUAAACUGGCUGAAGGGAAUUGGAUGCUAUGUCUGGGAUACUCCACAAAUCCUGCAUGCUAAAAAAUCAUAUGACCUCCAGAGCCAAAUAAAAUACACAGCUGCAGGAAAAGAGAAUUUUCGGAAUUUUGGUGUUGUUACUGAUACACCUGUUUAUGUGACUGCAGUGCAGAGUGGUAUGAAUGCUAGUGAUGUGAUAUACAAAGCAGAUUACCACAAAACUAAGGACAAGUACACAACUGUGACUGAAACAGCGGAUUCUGAAAGGGUCCAAAAUUUGAAACAUCUUUUUAGCAAUAAUCUCUACAAGGAAGCCUGGGAUAAAGUGAAAGCUACUGGCUAUAUUUUGCCCUCUGAUGCAGUCUCCUUAGCACGUGCAAAAGAACUGAAGCAUAAUGCUAGUACAGUAAAAUACCGGGAAGAAUAUGACAAGUUUAAAGCACUGUACACAUUACCCAAAAGUGUUGAGGAUGAUCCCAACACAGCAAGGUGCCUGAGAGUUGGAAAGCUUAACAUUGAUCGCCUGUACAAGGAAGUCUAUGAAAAGAAUAAAACCAAAAUCCACAUUAUUCCAGACAUGGUAGACAUAAUUUCUGCCAAAGAUGCACAGAAGAAAAUCAGUGAAGUUGAUUACCGCACACACCUUCACGAGUGGAUUUGUCUACCAGACCUUCAAAUCAAUGCCCAUGUUCGAAAAGUCACUGAUCAGCUUAGUGAUGUGGUGUAUAAGGAUGAUCUCAACUGGCUGAAAGGCAUUGGCUGCUUUGUCUGGGACACUCCUGAAAUUCUCCAUGCCAAGCACGCAUACGACCUUCGCAGUGAUAUUAAGUACAAAUCUAAUGCAGAGAAAAUGAAGAAUCACUACACUGUGGUCAUGGACACUCCUGUCUAUGUCCAGAAUAUCCUCAGUGGCAUGAAUUUGAGUGAAACUAUCUAUCGUGGUGAAUAUUUGCAAAAUAUCAGAGGCAAAAUGACUCCUACCAAUAAAACAGUAGAUUUGGAUCGGGCAAAGCAUGCACACCAAAUACAGAGUGAAAAUUUGUAUCGCUGGGCUGGUUUGAAAGCUCUGCCUACUGGAUACAGUCUUCCUAAAGACACCCCAAGCUUUCAGCAUGCUAAACAUGUCCAGUACAUUGGCAGUGAUCUGAAAUACAAAGAAGCCUAUGAACACAUGAAAGCUAAGGGCUAUACUCUGGGACCUAAAGAUGUCAACUUUGAAAAUGUAAAGAAAGUGAAUCAAGUUGUUAAUGAGAGAUUGUAUCGGGCGACAUACCACAAGUACAAGGACAAGAUUCAUACCACUCCUGACACACCUGAAAUCCGGCAAGUCAAAGCUACACAGGAAGCUGUCAGUGAUCAAAUCUACAAGUCGGAUUUCUUUAGGAUGCAGGGACACUUGAUUUCCCUGCCAUACACACCUCAGCUGCUGCACUGCCGCUAUGUUGGGGACAUCACAAGUGAUAAUAAAUACAAAGAGGAUCUGAUGUGGUUGAAGGGCUUAGGUUGCUUCCUGUAUGAUACUCCUGAUAUGGUCCGUUCUCGUGAGCUGCGCAAACUUUGGUCAAAUUAUGUAUACACUGAGAAUGCAAAGAAGAUGCGGGAUAAAUACAGUGUGGUGCUGGAUACUCCUGAAUACAGGACAGUUCAAGAGUUAAAAACACAUUUGAGUGAUCUGGUUUACAGAGCUGCAGGCAAGGAGCUGAAGACAAAGUAUACUUCCCUCCUUGAUACACCUGAUAACUUAAGAGCCAAGCAAGGACAAAAAAUACAGAGCCAGUAUUUGUAUGUGGAGCUUGCCACGAAAGAGAGACCCCAUCACCAUGCUGGUGGUCAGACUCCAGCUUUUACCCAUGCUAGGCAUGUAAAGGAUAUGAUUAGUGAGAAAAAAUAUAAAACCCAGUAUGAGAAGAUGAAAGACAAAUACACACCUGUCCCUGACACUCCAGUCUUGAUCAGAGCCAAGAGAGCAUACCUGAAUGCUAGUGAUUUGCGCUACAAAGAAACCUUCGAGAACACAAAGGGGAAAUACCACACUGUGAAAGAUGCUUUGGAUAUUGUUUAUCAUCGAAAGGUCACCGAUGAUAUCAGCAGUGUGAAAUAUAAGGAAAACUACAUGAGUCAGUUGGGAAUCUGGAGAUCUAUUCCAGACCGGCCAGAUCAUUUCCAUCAUCGUGCAGUCACAGAUGCUAUUAGUGAUUUUAAAUACAAGGAAGACUUAUCAUGGCUCAGGGGCAUUGGCUGUUACGCAUGGGAUACUCCAGAUUUUGCUCUGGCAGAGAAGAAUAAGGUGCUCUACAGUGGGUGCAAGUACAAGGAGAUGUUUGAGAAGACUAAAUCUCAUUUUAAGUAUGUAGCUGACUCUCCAAUUAACCAACAUUUUAAAUAUGCCACUAAGUUGAUGGAUCAGAAAUUAUAUAAAGCUGCCUAUGAGAAGCUCAAAGAUAGGUACAGCGUUAUUGUGGAUGAUCCUAGGAACCUCCUGGCCAAGUGGGGAACCACCCUGAGCAGUCAGAUUGAAUAUAAAAAGGAAUAUGAAAAGAAGAAAGACAAAUAUACUACAGUUGUGGACACUCCAGAGCACUUACGGACUACGAAAGUGAACAAACAGAUCAGUGAUAUUAUUUACAAGUUGGAAUAUAACAAAGCAAAACCUAAAGGCUAUACUACGAUCCACGAUACACCUAUGUUAUUGCACGUGCGCAAGGUCAAGGACAGAAUAAGUGAUCUGAAAUACAAGGAGCUGUAUGAGAGGAAUAAAUCUCACUGCAAUGUCAUAGCUGAUUCAGUUCAUAUUAAGACUCCAAGGCAUGCUUACAAGCUAAACAGCAAUCUAGAUUAUAAGAAGAAAUAUGAAGCAGCCAAGGCUCAUUGGCACUGGAUUGCUGAUAGACCUGACUUUGUGCAAGCAGCCAAGUCCUCUCUACAACAGAGUGAUUACGAAUACAAACUGGACCGUGAAUUCCUAAAAGGAUGCAAACUGUCUGUCACAGAUGACAAAAACACAGUAUUGGCUUUAAAUAAUGCCAUCUUGGCAAGCGAUAUAAAAUACAAAGAGAAGCAUAACAAAGCUCGAGGAACAUACCACGUUGUUCCAGAUACACCUCAGAUCCUCCUGGCUAAGAAUGUCAGCUCUCUUGUGUCUGAGAACAAAUACAAAGAACAUAGCAAGAAGCAGCUUCCACGUGGAUCUUAUACAACCCUGCCUGAGACACGAGACACUGCUCAUGUGAAAGAGGUGACCAAGAAUGUCAGUGAGACAAAUUACAAAAAGAAGUUUGUGAAGGAGAAGGGCAGAUCUGACUAUUCUGUGAUGCUGGAGCCUCCUGAUGUGAAACAUGCCAUGGAAGUGGCUAAGAAACAGAGUACCGUUGAAUACAAGAAAGAUGCCAAAUCCAAGCUCCACUACACACCCAUAGCAGAUCGGCCAGAUAUUAAAAAAGCAACGCACGCUGCCAAGUUAAUUAGUGAUAUUGAAUAUAAGAAGCGUGGAGGAGCUGGCAUAGGGGUAACCAUGCUGGGACGUCCUGAUAUUGAACUUGCAAAGGAGGUGUCAAAGCUAACUAGCCAGGCAGAAUACCUCAAACGACACAUGAGAGGGCAUGGAGCUGCAUCUUAUGAUACACCAUGGAUGAGAACCUUUAAGAAAGCUAAUAUGCUAAGUAGUCAUGUUAAAUACAAGGAGAAUUUCUCCAAAGAGAAGGGUAAAAAGCCGAAGUAUGAUUUAAAAGAGGCUAAAAUCUACAAGACCAUGAAAGAUGCUCACAACAUGGCUAGUGAGGUGAAAUAUAAGGCAGAUUUAAAGAAACUUCACAAGCCUGUCACGGACAUGUCGGAGUCGCUGAUCAUGAACCACGUCCUGAACACAAGCCAGCUCGCCAGUGCUUACCAGUACAAGAAGCAAUAUGAGAAGAGUAAGGGUCACUACCAUGUGGUGCCAGAUAAUCUUGAACAGGUUCAUCUAAGGGAGGCAACAGAACUACAGAGCCAAAUAAAAUACAAAGAAAAGUAUGAGAAGGAAAAAGGAAAACCUAUGUUGGACUUCGAAACUCCGACAUACCUUACUGCAAAAGAGUCUCAGCUCAUGCAGAGUGAGAAAGAAUAUAAGAGGGACUUUGAAGAGUCCAUUAAGGGCAGAAACCUUACUGGCUUGGAGAUUACACCAUCCUUAUUACAUGUCAAAUAUGCAACCAAAAUAGCAAGCGAGAAAGAAUAUAGGAAGGAUCUGGAGGAAGGUGUCAAAGGCAAAGGUCUCACAGCUUUAGAAGAGACUCCAGAUAUGCUGAGAGCAAAGAAUGCAACCCAAAUCCUAAAUGAGAAAGAGUACAAAAAAGCACUGGAAAUGGAAAUCAAAGGAAGAGGUCUGACAGAACUGGCUUUAGAGACACCAGAUUUUGUGAGAGCAAAGAAUGCCACUGACAUUGCCAGCCAGAUCAAGUACAAACAAUUGGCAGAAAUGGAGAAAGCCAAUUACACCAGUGUUGUUGAUACUCCAGAGAUUAUUCAUGCCCAGCAGGUCAAGAACCUUUCAAGCCAGAAAAAGUAUAAGGAAGAUGCAGAAAGGACCAUGCCAUACUAUGUGCCUGUUGUAGACACACCAGAAAUGCAGAGAGUCCGUGAGAAUCAAAAGAACUUUAGCACACUUCAGUAUCAGUGGGACCUGCAGAACAGUAAAGGAAAAGUUACAGUGGUCCAAGACACACCGGAAAUACUGCGUGUGAAAGAAAAUCAGAAGAAUUUCAGCUCGAUUUUAUAUAAAGAAGAUAUUGGAACUGGAACUACUAUUGAAAAGACACCAGAGAUGCAGAGAGUUAAACGAACCCAGGAUGCAAUUAGCUCGAUUAAGUACAAGGAGAGUAUUGGAAAAGGAACUCCAAUUCCUGAUCUCCCAGAAGUGAAGCGUGUCAAGGAGACCCAGAAGCACAUCAGCUCGGUAUUGUACAAAGAGGACCUAGGGACAGGUAUCCCAACACCAGUCACUCCAGAAAUAGAGAGAGUCAAACGCAAUCAAGAACACAUUAGCUCGGUGUUAUACAAAGAGGGCUUAGGGACUGGCACCCCCACACCGGUCACUCCAGAGAUGGAGCGAGUCAAACGCAAUCAAGAGAACAUUAGCUCGGUGUUAUACAAGGAGGGACUGGGGAUUGGCACCCCCGUACCUGUAACCCCCGAGAUGGAGAGAGUCAAACGCAAUCAAGAAAACUUUAGCUCGGUGUUGUACAAAGAGGAUGUGGGGACAGGGACCCCAACACCUGUCACUCCUGAGAUUGAAAGAGUCAAACGCAAUCAAGAACACUUUAGCUCGGUAUUAUACAAGGAGGGUCUGGGGACAGGGACCCCAACACCGGUCACUCCUGAGAUUGAGAGAGUCAAACGCAAUCAAGAAAACUUUAGCUCGGUGUUGUACAAAGAGGAUCUGGGGACAGGAACCCCAAUACCUGUCACUCCUGAGCUUGAGAGAGUCAAACGCAAUCAAGAACACAUUAGCUCGGUGUUGUACAAAGAGAACGUGGGGACUGGCACCCCCAUUCCAGUCACUCCAGAGAUGGAGAGGGUCAAACACAAUCAAGAAAUCUGUAGUUCGGUGUUAUACAAAGAAAACAUAGGGCAAGCAACCCCGACACCUGUCACUCCCGAGAUGGAAAGAGUCAAACGCAAUCAAGAAAUCAUUAGCUCGGUUUUGUACAAAGAAAAUGUGGGGAAAGUGACCCCAACACCAGUCACUCCAGAGAUGGAGAGAGUCAAACGGAAUCAAGAAAUCAUUAGCUCGGUGUUGUACAAAGAAAACUUGGGGCGAGCAACCCCCACCCCUGUCACUCCAGAGAUGGAGAGAGUCAAACGCAAUCAAGAACACAUUAGCUCGGUUGUGUACAAGGAAGGCCUAGGGAACGCAACCCCCACUCCGGUCACUCCAACUCCAGAGAUGGAGAGAGUCAAACGCAAUCAAGAGAACAUUAGCUCGGUAUUGUACAAAGAACAUCUGGCAAAAGGGACUCCAACACCAAUGACUCCAGAGAUGGAGAGGGCCAAACGCAAUCAAGAGAACAUUAGCUCGGUUCUUUAUUCUGAUAGUUUCCGAAAACAAGUACAAGGCAAAGCUGCCUAUGUCCUGGAUACACCCGAGAUGCGGCGCGUACGAGAGACCCAGAAACACAUCUCCACAGUGAAAUACCAUGAAGAUUUUGAGAAAAACAAAGGUAGUUUCACGCCUGUAGUUACUGACCCCAUUACAGAACGUGUGAAAAAGAACAUGCAGGACUUCAGUGACAUCAGCUAUAGAGGCAUUCAAAGACGAGUAGUAGAAAUGGAGCGGAAACGUGUGGACCAGGAUCACGAGAAUCUCACAGAUCUUCGUGUGUGGCGCACUAAUCCUGGCUCCGUCUUCGACUAUGACCCAGCAGAAGACAACAUCCAGUCCAGAAGCUUACACAUGAUCUCGGUCCAAGCCCAGCGCCGCAACCGGGAACAUUCCCGCUCCGCCAGCGCCUUGAGCCUCAGCGGUGGGGAGGAGAAAUCCGAGCCCUCGGACGGGGUGGACCAACAUCUCUCCUACUACAGCAACAACGGGGGCUUCUUUACUACAACUGCAACAGUGGCCUACAAACACGCUAAAACUAUAGAGCUGCCCCAGCAACGCUCGUCGUCAGUUGCCACCCAGCAGACAACGGUCUCCUCGGUGCCUUCGCACCCCUCCACAGCUGGUAAGACCUACAGGGCCAUGUACGACUACAUGGCGGCCGACGCAGAUGAGGUUUCCUUCAAGGACGGCGACACCAUCGUGAACGUGCAGGCCAUCGACGAGGGCUGGAUGUACGGGACGGUCCAGAGGACGGGCAAGACGGGAAUGCUGCCCGCCAACUACGUCGAAGCCCUCUGA